Molecule: messenger RNA, 1077 nt
Organism: Uncinocarpus reesii 1704
Lineage: Eukaryota; Fungi; Ascomycota; Eurotiomycetes; Onygenales; Onygenaceae
Exons: 2
Coding region: 1-1077 (358 amino acids)
Source: RefSeq, a predicted model, not a curated record
AUGGCGGAUCGAAAGAUGGUGCAGACUGUCCUCAAUUUUGGACAAGGCGGCACAGCCCCUACGAUCCGAAAGCCCAAUCCCCGCGAGGCUGCAACUGUCGACGCUGACUCCGACCAGAUGGAAGAUGUCCAGCUCACCGACACCACAACGACCACAGAACCCUCGACGCAACUAACGUGGUCCACCACCAGCUUCACAGCCGAUUCCACCAUGGCCUCAGACUCCCGACGCAAGAUCCUCACACGCGUCGCUCGCGAAACCAUCGCCCUCCUGCCCAACGUCCUAGAGACUGCUCCCCACGCCCCUCCAAAGGGCUAUCUCUACACCGACCCACCACUCCUCAACCAGAAAUACUGCCCGCGCUUCCCCCCCACCGCGAUCCGCAUCCUCAACGACGACACCCUCGACACCGCCAUCGGCCUCGCGCAAUGCGCCAAAUACAUCACCGUCCGCGACAAGCGGCCCGUCUGCGUCCUCAACAUGGCCAACGCAUACUCCGCCGGCGGGGGCUGGAAGCGCGGCGCCCUCGCCCAAGAGGAAACCCUCUGCUACCGAAGCAGCCUCAGCUUCACCCUCAAACGUCGCUACUAUCCCAUCCCCGAGCUGAGCGCGAUAUACUCGCCCACGGUGCUAGUGCUGCGCAAGAGCAUCACGGAUGGCCAUGGGCUGCUGCGGCUCGAGGAGCCGGAGAAUCUGCCGGUGGUGAGCGUCGUGAGCGUGGCGGCGCUCUGUAGGCCGGAGUUGAUGCAGGGCCGGACCAGGGAAAAGUUCAAGGACCCGUAUGAUAGGGAAUUGACGAAAGAGAAAAUGAGGGUCACGUUGAGAACUGCAGCAGUGAACGGUCAUCGACGAUUGGUCCUGGGAGCGCUGGGGUGCGGUGCGUUUUUGAACCCGCGAGAAGAGGUGGCUGAUUGUUGGGCUGAAGUCUUGCGGGAGCAGGAGUUUACCGGAGGGUGGUGGGAGAGCGUGAUCUUCGCUGUUUUGGAUGAUCUGGGCCAGGGCAAGGAUGGGGAUGGUAAUACUUUUGAUAAUGGAACGUAUGGUCGUGUGAUUGAAAAGAUAUCACCUGAAAAAUGA